This is a messenger RNA of Impatiens glandulifera, 953 nucleotides long. Its product is annotated as protein RTE1-HOMOLOG-like. The record is from RefSeq and is a predicted model, not a curated record. Gene Ontology annotation, biological process: response to ethylene; regulation of ethylene-activated signaling pathway. The transcript has 3 exons. The coding region runs from base 34 to 795 and encodes 253 amino acids. Gene Ontology annotation, cellular component: endoplasmic reticulum; Golgi apparatus. NCBI's taxonomy places the organism in Eukaryota, Viridiplantae, Streptophyta, Magnoliopsida, Ericales, Balsaminaceae.
UAUGUAUGUGUCAACUACUGGCGCCAGAUCUGGAUGCCCGCGGCUCAUCAACCACAGAUCUCGUCUUCCAUCUCCUCCUCAAGCUAUAUGGCGACCGAAACUAAUGAGAUUAAUAUUUCUGAGCAUACGUUGAUGAUCGACGGAAGCGCACAGCAAUAUCAUUCUCCACAGAUUGAUCCAAAGAAGUCUCGGUUUCCAUUCUGUAUUGUCUGGACGCCACUCCCGAUCUUGUCAUGGCUCGUUCCAUUUAUAGGCCAUGUUGGUAUAUGCAGAGAAGAUGGAGUGAUUUUGGACUUUGCUGGACCAAGUUUUGUCUCUAUAGAUAACUUUGCUUUCGGUGCAGUCUCUCGUUAUGUCCAAUUGAGUAGAGAUAAGUGUUCCAUUUUGACUCAGAUUGAUAAGGACACUGUAAUGGAGGAGGGGGAGGAGGAGUCGGGAAGAAGCCUGUUGACAUGGGAUAGUGCAUUAAGGAAGAGCACGCAGGAAUACCAACACAGGUCAUACAAUAUCUUAACCUGCAAUUGUCAUUCCUUUGUUGCCAACAAUUUGAAUAGGCUAGGGUUUCAAGGUGGUGGAUGGAACAUUGUGAAUGUUGCAGCAUUGGUUUUGUUGAAAGGUCAGUGGGUCAAUACUUGGUCUAUGAUUGGAUCUUUAUUACCAUUUUUUGUACUGUUUAUUGUUGGAAUCACCUUUGGAGGAUGGAGUUUCUUCACUCUCUUUGCUGCAUUUGUCUUCAUCCUUGCUGGUUGGUUUCUUCUAGGUACUUGUUGCUUCACAGAUCUCAUUCAGAUCUAGAGACUAUCUUUUCUCUAUUAUUAAUCUUUGUGUAAUAUGGGUAUUAUUAUUAUUACUAUUACUAUUAGUAUUCCUUCAUUUUCUAAUUUUUGUGAUUGUACAUAUACAAUUUGUUAACAUUUUCCACAGACAAAUUAAGGGUCUUUUAUUAUAUUCUA